CUCAAGCACAGCACCCAGCGCCGGGUCCGGCGCCUCUGCAGCAGCUCUGGGGAUGGGGACUCCAGCGAAAAGCCAAUAAUGCAAUAUAUUAUGUACUUAUAACACUCCAGCACUUCCCUGGGCAGCCUUUCCAAUGGCUGAGAACACCAACAGUGAAAAUCCUUAAUCUGAAUCUCCCCUGUCUCAGUUUGAGCCCAUUUCCCCCGUCCUCUGUAGGCCCAGCAGAAGAGCAGAUCCCCACCUCGCUACAACAUUUCGGGUGUUCUCCAGAGCAGUGAGAUCCCCUAAAUUGUGCCUUUGUGCCUGUGUUUGUCCUCCCUAUAGUUGUGCUUUAUUGCCCAACCAUACCUGCCUUUCCCUCAUAAUUUCAUUCUGUCAUUACGUGUUUGGCUGUUCCCCCUGGAGCAGUUCUAAUAGUGGCUGCCAUUAGAACCUACAGGUUCUUGCACUUUAAAAACAGCAUAAUGAGCAAUGACCUAAAUCCAUACAGCAUAUACAAAACCCCAAACAAACAAAGAAAUCAAAGCACUGAAAAAUGCACAUACUGCACAGUUGGGCAACACUCAGAUUUCCAAGGAAAUUCCUCAUUUCCCUCAUGUAAGAGCCAAUGAUGAACUCUAACUACCUAUUUUAUAUGUUAUAGGGAUGCAUUUCAUGCCCUGCAAAUUGGUGAUGCUGGUGCCAUGUGUUCAGCAUGGCACUGCCCAGAAGAGUUCUGGACAUUUCUGAAGGCCAAAACCACCUGUUUGCAGUGACAUUUGCUAACCCACAUCCUUACUUAACACUGUGUUUAAUGUGCCUUAUAAUCCUGUUUUCUAUUAACUUGUCUUGAAAGGAGAUUUAUGUGGGUUUUCAUUUGUAUGGUUCUAUUAAUUUGAUAGAAAACUCUGCUGUGUUUCUCAGCAGUCAUGAUUUGGCUUUGCUAGAGUUAAACCCCUUUAGUAAGUACUUCUCUGCUGGAGCAAAGUUAGAGACAAUUUUUGAAAAAGGGGCCUCUUUGCAGCUGCCUCUGAGAUUAACUGUACUGGGCAGUUGUUUCUUUUAAAAAACAAUAGUUUACCUUGGGCACCAAAAACCUUUGCUUGCCAUGCUAAAUAUAAGGGGAUAGGCUUUAUUUUCACAAGUUUAAAAUACCCAGUGUAGCUCUGAAGCCUGAGGUGGAAAUAAAGACCUUCUAUUUUCCUUCCCUCAGGAAAAGAGUCAUGCAGAGAAUGUGUGAGCAGAUAAUAGACUAAUUCAAACCUUCAGACCAGAUGUCUUCAGAAUCAUACUAUCACUAAAAUUAAAGCAUAAACAAACAUUUGUGACUGACGUAGCUCCUUCAAAUAGGCGAAUGCCUGGGUCAGGGUAGCUCAUUUUGGAACAGACUGAGAGAAAGAAGAAUCAAAAUGAAGACAUUUCUUGUGUUUGUCUGCUUUUUGGUCCUGCUGACCACUGUUACAGACACUUCACCAAUUUUGUCUGAAAAAGAUGCCAAACAGAUGCUGAGGACUCGUCGUGAAGACAGACCAAGAAAAGCUGGCUUCCCUGAUGAACCAAUGAGGGAGUAUAUGCUUUACCUCCAGCGCUUGGAGCAGAGAUCAGAAGAACAAUUCCUUGAGCACUGGCUGAAUCCUCAUUGCCUCCCACACUGCAACAGGGAUCUGGUGCAUCCAAUCUAAUGGGUUUGCCUACCCUGCAGCUGAUCUCCAUACGGAUUUAUACAUGAUUGUGUUAAGGAGGACAAGAUUAUUCCUGCAUUGCUACGAGCUCAUUGGAGAGCAGAACCUCUCUGCAGUACAGUGCAAUCCUCAUGAUACAGCAGAACUUCAGCUCUAAGUGGCUUGAUGAGUUAUAGACCCCCAUGUAUUUUCUACUAGCAAUGAUUUCAUGCAUGAAUCACUGAAUUGAGGGCUUCCACAGUUCUGGGAUAUGGGCAAUGGAUUAGUCUUAGAGUACCUUUUCAAGGGCACAGGUUUAGACUGUCUGAAGCAAAAGGAACUUGGAGGGAGAGGUCAAUAGAAAAUUGAAGAAUACCAACAUGAAGAGAAGGCCAGGUUUCUGGGUUUUGGAGGAAUCCUUAAUUACAGAUUUCUAGGUUAAAUUACAAUAUUGCAUGUAGACACAACAUUUAUGUAACACUAUGUCUUACUGCCUGAUGAGUAUUUCAUGUAUUGUUUCAUAAUAAAAGCUUGACUCAAUUCCA
Molecule: messenger RNA, 2185 nt
Organism: Catharus ustulatus (Swainson's thrush)
Lineage: Eukaryota; Metazoa; Chordata; Aves; Passeriformes; Turdidae
Gene: C20H17orf67
Product: chromosome 20 C17orf67 homolog
Exons: 4
Coding region: 1389-1661 (90 amino acids)
Source: RefSeq, a predicted model, not a curated record